ACCAACCAAGGCUGUAUUCGCUUUUUCUCUUUACGAAAAAGCAGAACACACAGCAGAAAGAAAAUAUUAAAAAAAUCAAAUUUUAACCCUGGAGAGAUAGAGAGAGACAAAAUAAGUGGCACAGUGAUAAAAUAGAGAGCUUUCCGAGGCCUUGGAUACUAUCUGACAGGUCGUGCCUGCCAGAGCUAUAAAGAAACAUUUUUCCCAUUCUUAAAAAGGAGGGGGGAGAAAGCAAGUGACUGAGAGAGAAAUGGUGAAGAACUGGAGUUGGGGAGAGCCGUUGCUGCUAAUCAAUAUUUGCAUUUUUGGAUGGAUGGCCAGUUUCAUCAGCGGAGAUACGGAUCCAGGAGAUGUGUCUGCUCUAAAUUCCAUGUAUAGUAGUUUAAACUUGCCUCCAAUUCUAAUACAAUGGAGUUCAAGUGGUGGAGAUCCAUGUGGGCUAACUUGGAAAGGAAUUACUUGCUCGGGCUCACGGGUCACAGAAAUUUCAUUGUCUGGCUUAGGGCUUUCUGGAUCACUGGGAUACCAGCUCUCAAGUUUGACAGCUCUAAUUAAUCUAGAUGUGAGUAUCAACAAUCUUGGACCUGACAUACCUUAUCAACUCCCUCAAAACUUGCAAAAACUAAACCUUGGAUCUAAUAACUACAGUGGAAGCUUACCCUAUUCUAUUUCUCAAAUGAGUUCGCUUAUUUCCUUAAACAUCAGCCACAAUCAGCUUCGGAAUCAAGUGAAUGAUAUGUUCUGGAACCUUUCUUCCCUGUCCACGUUGCAUGGAUGCUAUCUUCUCAUUCUCACUGCAGUUUUCCUUUGUUUAAAUUUUCUCAAAAAACCAUUCCAACUGAAUUACCUUCAGGAUUUCUCUUUCAAUUCUUUGUCAGGUGCCCUCCCCCAGAGUUUUAGCAACCUCACCAGUAUGAACUCAAUGUUUCUGCAGAACAACCAAUUAAGUGGCACUAUUGACGUUCUUGCAAAUCUUCCACUACAAAAUUUGAAUGUCGAGAACAACAAUUUUACUGGAUGGAUUCCUGAACGAUUGAAGAAUAUAAAUAUACAGGAGGGUGCCAAUUCUUGGAGCUUUGGGCUUGCACCCCCACCUCCACCCGGUACGCCAGUCAACCAAAAUUACAGAUAUCACAAGCCUGGGAUCAAUUACAGCCCACUGAGUAGUGACGCUGGUGGUGGAGGUAGCAGUAGAUCAGGAAUCAGUGGUGGUGCCAUUGCAGGAAUUCUUAUAUCUGUGAUAGUAGUUGGAGCGGUACUAGCAUAUCUCCUUGUAAAGCGAAGACCAAAGAGGUCAUCCACAGACAUAGAAAAGCAAAAGCAAAAGCUUGGGAACCUGCCUAGCGUAUCUCCUGCUUCAAAUGAAGUGCAAGAUUCAUUGGCAGAGAUGAAGCUUAUUCAUACUUCAUCUUCAUUUGACGCAAAAGCAUUGGAUUCUCCUGCUUCAAUCAACCUUAAACCCCCACCUAUUGAACGUCAUAAAUCAUUUGAUGACAAUGAUACAUUGAAGAUAUCUGUUGUGAAGAAUACCAAUGCCGCCCCUCCGAUAAGUGUGAGGUCAUAUUCAAUAGCAGAUCUGCAAAUGGCUACAGGCAGCUUCAAUGUAGAAAACCUUCUUGGUGAGGGAUCGUUUGGACGUGUUUAUCGGGCUCAGUUUGAUGAUGGAAAGGUUCUUGCCGUGAAGAAAAUAGAUUCAUCUGCCCUCCCUAGAGAACUUUUGGAAGAUUUCACAGAGAUCGUUGCCAAUGUUUCUCAGCUGCAUCAUCCUAAUGUAACCGAGCUAAUGGGUUAUUGCUCAGAGCAUGGUCUACAUUUGCUACUAUAUGAGUUCCAUAAGAAUGGCUCACUACAUGACUUCUUGCAUAUAGCAGAUGACUAUAGCAAGCCACUGACUUGGAACUCACGUGUCAAGAUUGCUUUGGGGACGGCCCGUGCAUUAGAGUACUUACAUGAAGUAUGUGCCCCAUCAGUUGUUCACAGAAAUAUUAAAUCAGCCAAUAUCUUACUGGAUGCUGAACUCAAUCCUCAUCUCUCCGAUUGUGGCCUGGCUAGCUUUAUAACCAAUCUAGAUCAGGCAUUGGAUCAGCAAGCGGGAUCCGGAUACAGUGCCCCUGAGGUUACCAUGUCGGGUCAAUAUACAUUAAAGAGUGAUGUAUAUAGCUUUGGAGUGGUGAUGUUGGAACUUCUAAGCGGACGCAAGCCAUUCGAUAGUUCAAGGCCAAGAACCGAGCAGUCCUUGGUUCGAUGGGCUACACCUCAGCUCCACGACAUUGAUGCCUUGACAAAAAUGGUUGAUCCAGCACUAAAAGGGCUCUACCCAGUCAAGUCGCUAUCAAGAUUUGCAGAUGUUGUGGCUCUUUGUGUUCAGCCCGAGCCCGAAUUCAGACCGCCCAUGUCAGAGGUGGUAGAAGCGUUGGUUCGGCUUGUGCAGAGAUCCAACAUGAGCAGAAGAACAUUUGGAAGUGAUCACACAGCAUCUUUUAGAACUGAUGAUCCUGAUGUCCAAGAUACAUCUUAACUGGUUUUCUUAAGCAAUCUAGAUAUUAGGAUUUCAUGCAGACCCACCUUCAUACACAGAAGCGUGUGUAAUGUUCUGUGUUUACAUUUACAUUGCUUUUUAAGCUGUAUGCAUGCUGUAAAGCUCAUAGUAAGUGAACCUGUUGGUGCAAUCAAUGAAAACCAAGGAGUUAUUUUUCGCUUUA
This is a messenger RNA of Momordica charantia (bitter melon), 2702 nucleotides long. The record is from RefSeq and is a predicted model, not a curated record. NCBI's taxonomy places the organism in Eukaryota, Viridiplantae, Streptophyta, Magnoliopsida, Cucurbitales, Cucurbitaceae.